Gadus morhua (Atlantic cod) is the source of this 5676-nucleotide messenger RNA. RefSeq lists its product as uncharacterized. The record is from RefSeq and is a predicted model, not a curated record. Gene Ontology annotation, molecular function: protein binding. The transcript is spliced from 14 exons. Lineage: Eukaryota; Metazoa; Chordata; Actinopteri; Gadiformes; Gadidae. The coding region runs from base 2005 to 5511 and encodes 1168 amino acids.
UACACUGUAAAACAUGAGAAGAUUAGAAUAGAAUGUGACAGAUGUCAACAUGGAAGUAUGAUACAUAAUGUAUUGUAUUCCAAAUUAUAAUUACUAAAGAGCAUUUGAAGAUAAAAUGAUCAACACAGUCAUUUGUGGACACUAAGUUUCUUUUCAUUUAAAGGUGCAAUCUAUGAUGAUGUUCAGAAACACUCAUACUGGGUGAAAUGGUCCUUCUCUCCCAAUAGUCGUCAAUGCAAUAUGUGAUCAGAAAAACAAAAUAAAUCUGACCAUGGUGGAAGCUGCAAAACAUUAAAAACAUUGACCAGUCGUAUCAUUCAGUCCGACUCAGGGCCCCCUGUGCCCCGCAUGCACACGUAUCAGGUUCACUGUUGCUGGAAAUGCUCGCUGCUUAGCAGAGACACCGGGUAGCAGGAGAACACCUUUAUUCGGACACAAUGGCAGAGAAGAAGCAGCCAAAACUGGUUUAUUUUCCUUUACAAGGCCAUUAUGCAUCAACUACCAGCCUAUUUGUGUUCGUUACUGACUCAAAAGCCUGUUUGUAGUCUAAAUCUUCGCUCUCAUGGACAAAUCUUGUAUCAAAUUCCUCGAACUCGCUCUGCUUUUGGGGAAAGAGCUUUUAGUGUCUAUGCUCCAACUUCCUGGACUGAGAUCCAGGCUCAUUUUAAACUUGAUCACUGUAUCAGCUUAGACAAUUUUAAAACUAGAAUUAAGGAUCACUUAACCAGUGUUUGCACUUGUUUUAUAAAUUAGCUGAUGAUGAUUUAAUCCUGGAUGUAAUCUUUUAUGUUUGUUAUUCAAUGUGUGUCAUUUCUGUGUAACUUUUUGUGCUGCCUUCUUGGCCAGGAUCCUCUUGAAAAAGAGAUUUUUAUCUCAAUGAGAAUUUCCCUGGUUAAAUAAAGGACAAUAAAUAAAUAAAUCAAAUAAAAACACCUCCAGCGCCCGUGAGGGCUCAACCCCACAACCAGGCAGAGAGAAGAGACAGACACAGGCAGGAGAGGCUGCCAUGAAGAAGGUUGGAAGAAGCUGGAGGACAAAGAGGAGCCAACAUGGCAGCCUCCAGCUGAGUGGUUACAUCUUGCAGCCUUACCUGAAAUUUUUAACGUGUCUUUGAGUGUUUCUGAACAAUAUUUCUCAUUGUUACAAUAAUAACUAGAAAAUUCCACAGGAGAUUUUGAUAUGUGUGCUGCCCAUCUGCUGCCGCUCCCCGCUUGCCAAUUGUGAUGGAGAUGCAGCAAAGCAUCGGUGCACUACAGUCUGCUUUUUGUUUUUCGGAAGUGUGGACAUGCAAGAUCGCCACUGAGUGAGACAUGUACACCAAUGAGCCCACUCUCGAGACGUGUCAAAUAUGGUGUGGAUACGUCAAAGCAUUGAUGAAUCAGUGCCUACUUCCUGUUUUUUGGCUGUUGGGACAUCCAAAAUGGCCCCCGAGUGGGACAUGUUGUGAGAGUGGGCUCAUGAGUGGAUGUGUCAAAUAUGGUGCAGAUACAACAAAGUGUCAAUGAUUUGGGGCCUUUCUCCUGAAUCUGACUCGACACACAAGGAAAUCAGGUUGUGUCUGUGUUGUGAUGGGCGUCGCCUGUCCUUUGAGUAGGAAACAUCUCACAGGUGACACUCAUUUUGCUCCACUAAGCCUCAGCCCUUCAGAAGGGCCUGAACAGACGGAGGAGACAGGAGGAGACAGAGGUCAAAUCACAUUUCUGCCUCAAGAUAUAACAUCACAAUCCAGCUCCUAGUACAAAAAAGUGUAACAAAGUACAAAACCCCAAAACCCAAAAAGCGGCUCUGUGCCAUUAAAAAUAAUUGUACAAAAAAAUACGGUCGCGUACGCGCGCAUUUCCUAUUCCGGUUAAGUGAUUUUAUUGUGAAAUCACACAGGAAGCGCGCGGUACGGUUGACAGCAGCUUAACAGCAAACUCCGUUCUCUCGGUGAAGUACAAGUCCUGUCAAAAGCAAAAGUGGAGCAGAAAGGCGAUUUUGUUAGAUGUAUGUCUGCAGUUUCAAAUGCCACCAAGGCUCAGUCCGACAAGUGAUGCCAUCCGUCAUGUUCUCUCAAAGACGGACAAAACUUCAAAACUGGAAGUUAAAUACAUAAAUGCAGAGAAAGGACGAGGAGUAUUUGCCACAAGCAAAUUUCCCAGAGGAGAAUUUGUAGUGGAGUACCGGGGUGAUAUGAUCAAUGAUGUUGAAGCCCAAAGAAGACGAAAGGUUUUCCACCCAUCGUGUACUGCCUUUUUUUUUGCUUUCAAGUGGCGAGGGAAAUUUUGGUGCAUUGAUGCCUCAAGAGAGGAUGAAUCAUUGGGGCGACUUCUUAAUGAUCAGCACAAAGGCCCUAACUGCCGAAUGAAAAAGAUUGAUGUGGAUGGGAUGCCGCACUUGUGCCUAUUUGCUAUCAAAGACAUAAAUGAGGGGGAUGAAAUCACCUACGACUACGGAGGGGAUGACUGCCCAUGGAGAAGUCAAGCAAGCACACAUGCUAAACAUGACCCUCGUGUGGAUGGCUCCCAUGCUGAUGUCCCUCCAGGGCCACAGAUGGAUGAUGACUCCACAUCCAAUCAACAGGCAAGCACACAAGCUCAACAUGACCCUCGUGUGGAUGGCUCCCAUGCUGAUGUCCCUCCAGGGCCACAGGUGGAUGAUUACACCCAUGACGUCAUGUCCAUAGAACAGGCAAGCACACAAGCUCAACAUGACCCUCGUGUGGAUGGCUCCCAUGCUGAUGUCCCUCCAGGGCCACAGGUGGAUGAUUACACCCAUGACGUCAUGUCCAUAGAACAGUCAAGCACACAAGCUCAACAUGACCCUCGUGUGGAUGGCUCCCAUGCUGAUGUCCCUCCAGGGCCACAGGUGGAUGAUUACACCCAUGACGUCAUGUCCAUAGAACAGAGUGAGACAAAAUUCCAAAAUGAAGACGAGAUUGCUGUCCCAAGACUUAGACGGACAAAAAGUAUCAUUAUGAUAAACACAGAUUUUGAAGACUUGAGUGAGUUAUACGACUCUACAUCAGAGAGUGGCGAUGAGUAUGUGCCAGAUUCCACGUCUGAAAGUGACGAAAGUGAUGUCAGCAUUUCAACAACUGAAAGGAAACAAAGGUGGCCAGUGGGUGAAUUAUUUUCUGACUCUGAAGUGGUGACUCCAGUAUGUGACUCCACAACAGUAGGUGACUCCACAACAGUAGGUUACUCAACGACACCAGACCUUGAAAACUUGAGAACAAACAUCAGUACAUGUGAUGUCAGUACAGACGAAGAACCCUGCUCAAGUCAAGAUGCAACUGACACCAUACUUGUGCAAGCUUCACAAAAGAGGCAUGGAAAAAGAGUUUACAACAAACGACAGUAUUGCUUAUAUUGCAAAAAAGCAAAUGCAAAAAUGGCCAGACAUCUAGAACGUGCACACCACGAUAAAGUUGAUGUGGCUCAAGCUAUAAGUUUACCAAAGGGUUCCUUGGAGAGAAGAAAACUGCUUGACUAUAUUCGCAACAGAGGCAACUAUGCCCACAACGCUGCUGUGCUGGAGUCAGGGAGAGGAGAGUUGGUUCCAUUUAAACGCCCGAAUAAAGAUGCACAGGGGAAGGAUUUCAUGCAUUGUGCAUACUGCCAAGCUCUUUUCACACGAAAAGUCCUGUGGCGACAUAUGCGAAUUUGCAAACUUAAGCCUUCAUCGAUACCUGUCAAACCAGGAAAAAAUCGUGUUCAGUCUAUGUGUACAUUCAUGCAGCCUGUGCCAUCACACAUCGGGAAACAGAUGUGGGGAGUUAUCAGUGCCAUGGUUGCUGAUCCGAUCACUGAUGCUGUGAAAAAAGACAAUGUCAUCAUCCAUGUUGGGCAGCACCUGUUGAACAAGGGUGGGAUGUCAGCCAAGAAUCAACAGUGUGUGCGUGACAAAAUGCGAGAAAUGGGAAGACUGGUUCAUAAUGCCAGAAAAGUUACCCCCUUAAAAACAGUGGAGGAUUUCAUAAAUCCAAAGAAUUACUUGCAGGUGAUCAAAGCUGUCAAGGUGACUUGUGGCUAUGACAGUGAUUCUCACAAAUUCACAAUACCAUCACUUGCCAAGAAAAUUGGCCAUACAUUGGUCAAAGUCAGCAAACUCCUAAAAGCUCAGGGCUUGAUCAUGAACAACCAUGAACUUGUGAAAAAUGCCACUGAGUUUCAGGAAGUCCACAACGAAAGGUGGAAUGAAAUGAUUUCUGCGACAGCACUACGUAACCUCAAUGAAGCAAAGUGGAAUGUUCCCACUCUGAUGCCGUUCACAGAAGAUGUGCAGAGACUGCACCAGUUUCUCAGUCAAAAGCAAGAGGAGUACUGCAAAGAACUCUCUGAAAGUCCUUCCACAAAGACCUGGAUAGACUUGGCAAAGGUGUGCUUAGCACAGAUCAUCCUCUUUAACCGUCGCAGGGAAGGAGAAGUGGCAAGCAUGCCCUUGUCUGCAUUUUUGUCAAGAGACGAGUCUGAUCAUCACCAGGAUUUGGACUGGGCACUGUCAGAAGUAGAGAAAAGACUCUGCAAACAUUUCACAAGGAUUGUGAUCAGGGGAAAAAGAGGUAGACCGGUUCCUAUUCUUGUGACUCAGAAAAUGCUCAGUGCACUGGAACUCCUGGUUUCAGAGAGAGAGGCUUGUGAGGUACUCAAAGAGAAUUGCUACAUGUUUGCAAGGCCAGCUGCUAAAACGCAUCUCCGUGGUUCGGACUGCCUCCGUGCUUUUGCAGUAGCAUGUGGUGCAAAGUGUCCCAAGGCACUGACCUCCACCAGGCUGCGGAAACAUGCUGCAACACUCUCAACGGUUCUCAACAUGACGGAUACAGAGAUGGACCAGUUGGCUAACUUUCUUGGGCAUGACAUUAGAGUCCAUCGUGAGUUUUAUCGACUACCUGAGAAAACACUGCAGCUUGCCAAGGUUAGCAAGCUUCUCAUGGCCCUUGAGCAAGGAAGAUUGGCUGAGUUCCAUGGCCAAAACCUGGAUGAAAUCACAAUAGGGCCAGAUGACAUGGUCAUUUGUCCUGUUGAGACUGAUGAGACAGCUAAAACCAGGGGACGACACGAUUCAUCUCAAGAAGAGACUCUUCCACUGACAGAAGAAGAAGGCCCCCCACUGACAGAGGAAGAAGGCCCCCCACCAACACGCAAGAGAGAUACACCAUCAGCAGCAGAAGAUGACCGUGUCGGAGCCGCAACACCUGUUGAAGAAUCAUCAGCAGAGGUGAGGAAUGCAGUCCCAUCAGUGAGCAAGAGGAGCAAGCCACUUUCUGGAGAUGAUGACCGGCUCACAGCUGUGAUGUCUGUCAAAGGUAAAGCUCCCAGGAAAAGAAAACCAUGGCAGGACGAAGAGGUAAAAGCCGUUGAAAAGCAUAUGAAGCGGUUCAUCACUUCAUGCAUCGUCCCUUCAAAGAGAGACUGUGAAAAGUGUCUAAGAGCUGAGCCAGCAGCUCUCAAUAAUCGGGAUUGGCAAAUGUUAAAAUAUUAUGUAUACAACCGCAUCACAGCGUACAAAAAGAAAGUCCAGCAUUCCUAAUGUUUAAAAAAGGCUGAUUCUGCUAGUUUUGUGAGCAGUGCUUUGCUUAUGUCUUAUGUUAUGGUUAUUUUCACUGUUUUUCUUAGCUUGAUACUUGAAAGCUUAAAGUUGGGGCCAACGUGGCAGGCCAUCUGUUUAUUAAACAGUGACAAUUAUUUCAAUUGA